UAAGCCUAAACAGAAACAAUACGUCGAACAGUGGUACAACAUGGCGGGUCAGUACCCUGGCUAUGGUGGCUACAACCCAGCAGCUGGCUCAAAUCCGUACGGAAAUCAGCCUCAUCCUCAAGGUAAGAACAAGGAUUAUCCUAUAACGCAGAAUUUAUUAUUAUUCAAAUGAAAAAACUAUUGUACAAAAUACGACUAUUUUACUGUUUUAAAAAACUGUGAAGUGCUAUAUUGUUCAUGUAGAAAGGUGUGUGAAGUUAUCAAAGGCAUUGUCCGUGAUUAUCGUUAAGAUUAUUUGGUUUCACCUGAAUCACGUUUGCCAGUGUUUAUUCAAUGAAGGCCUCUUGAAAAAAAAAGCCAUCUUUCUAAUUUUUCAGUUAGGUAGCAACACUCUCGGGACUUUCUCAGUUCUAGAAAUCCAGUGGAUCUCACGCUAACUUUGUCUUUAAAUUCACGACAUUUUAUACCAUCCACAUACUAUUUUUUCACAAGUAUGCAAUAAUUUUUUAUCUCGCAAAAUGUUUUGGACAGAAUUUAUUUGAUCAAGGAGACAUGUUCUAGAAAAGAGCCUUCCUAUGUCACAGCUUAGAACUUAAUGCCAGUUUUCAAAAGGAAUGAAGCUAAUUUGAGAAAAUUCAAAGUGUUUGAAGAACUUAAAACCUCUUUUCCAAGCAGCAAAGUAAAGAAACUUUUUUAACUUGCAUAUAUAUAUAUAUAUAUUGUUUUUCAAAAAUCCUUCCAAGGUAAUUUUUAUGGGAUGCAAAAUAAUCUGCAUCUAUCAAAACCAAUUUUAGGUAACAGGCAUAGUACAUUUGAUUUUAUGUUUUCCUUUUCAGGUUAUGGACAGCCUCCUGGUUACCCACCCAGCAUGGGCUAUCCACCUCCUGGUGGGGGGUACCCCGGGGGGUAUGGAGGAUCUUCUGCUCCACCCCCAGGAGCUGACCCUACCUUGUGGAACUGGUUUGUUACUGUUGAUAGAGACAGGUCAGGUCAAAUAACAGCAGAUGAAUUACAACAGGCACUGCUUAAUGGAAACUGGUCCCACUUCAACAGUGAGACAUGCAGGCUUAUGAUUGGUAAAGUGCCCUUUUUCUUUUACAUUUACUUGUCAUAUUAAUUUUGUCCUUCAGAACCCAAGUUUGUCUCACAUAUAUGCAUUUUUUUAUUAUUACUUUUGAAGCCAAAGAUCUCUCAAAGAUCACCAGGUUUACCACACUUGCUGCUAAUAUUAAAUUUGUGCAUUUAGGCAUCUCUUAUUUGCUGUAAAACAAAAAAAAAUCAAAGAUGUAUAUUGAUUUUCUUGUUUUCAUAUGUACAUGUAAAAAGGCAUUUUGGCCAUGAUUGGUUAUUGAUUAUGAACAUCAAUGGAUCAAUCUCUUGUUAUUAUCCAACUACACUUACUAGAGUACAAAUGAUGUGCCAAUCAAGUACAAAUAUCACAUAAUAUUUGGACAGUUGGUUAUUUUAUACUGUUAAAAAGCUAGUUCAACUAGUUUGCAACAUGUGCUAUGCUUUUCUAUCUGCUCUGCUUUUCUAUCUGCUCUGCUUUUCCUGUGGUUUUAAAAAAUGCAUAUAAAAUAAAGUAGUUGGGUAAUAAAUACCAACAACUUAUUAGAUGUUUUGAUGUACCUGGUAUUGCUGAGUGUUUUAACUUGUAGUUUGUAUUUUGACCUGCCCUGUGUCAAUCCAUGAUAACUGAAUAGGUUUCCUUAUCCCAUUCAAUGGAUUUGGCUUAAAAUUAGUCACUUUAAUGUCAAUGAUUUGAGCAGAUGAGUAGACCCCAAACCUACAGCAGAAAUUGGCUGAUUACUAGAUAAUGUUAGCCUGGAUUCUUGACUCUGCCUGUCUACUCAUUCAGAUUUGGGAUCCUAAGUCAUCUGUAUCAGAUCAGGUUAUCCAACUCUAUGGAAUUGGUUUUUGAUAGUGAUGGUCCUGCGCAAUGAACUAUUUGGCCACUAGGAUAUUUCUGGCAAUGUGUAACCUUGUUAAUUAAAAAACAAUUUUUUCCCUUUUCCACACCUUUGUAAAACAACACUAUAAAUGUCUUUUUCAUAAUAUUUUAAGAGUCCUUAUGCUCAAUAACAAAUGUAUGGCUGUGUUUUUGUUGUUGGAGUAUAGAAACUUGAUGCCUGUGGGGAGGUGGUUGCAUGGAGAUGUUGAACAAUCAAUUACAAGUUGUUUAGUUUAUGGCAUGUGUUUUUAUCAGGUAUCUUUGACCAAGAUCAGUCUGGUACUAUCAGUUUCCAAGAGUUUCAACAACUUUGGAAGUAUAUUCAGCAAUGGAAGGGUGCAUUUGACAGAUAUGAUUCGGACAGAUCAGGAGCUAUAGAGUCUCAAGAAUUACAUCGAGCUUUUGCUGAGAUGGGUUUUAAUGUUUCACCGCAUUUUGUCAACAUCGUCGUUACCAGGUACCUGCAGCUUCUUGCAUAUGAGUAUAGAGUGGUUCGUAAAUUGGUUUUUUGUUCGUAAACAUCAUCCUGCAAUGUAAAAUUUUCUUCUAAGCCAUUUGCUCAUGAAAGAGGAUUCAUGAUAUUUAAACUCCUUCAAAUUUUAAAUUAAAACAUUUGCAUUAAGCUGGCUCAAAUUUCCCACCCCAUGAAUGACAGCCAAAUGCCUGUGGGUUGCCAGGCAGGGUGGGGUGGGGGGGUGUUGAAGCUUCUAAUUGAUCAGCACACAACCUAUUGUAGUCACAGAAUAAUGUGAUAGUGUAGUUUAAUCGUCUGGUUGAGUGUAGUCCUGAAUAAGCUUCUCUUUUUUUUUUUCUUAUGCACUUUCUUAUGCACUUUGACAGGUGUUGGAUCGUGUCAGAUAAUUAAAAAAAAAUGUUUCAAAGUUUGCUAGGAAGCCUUCUAAAUCACCCUUAUCUGUUUACAGAUAAAAAUUUUGUUGGGAAGCCUCUCUUUUUAGUUGCAUUACCUUUGUUUUCUCUACCAUCUACUCCCUCAACAUUGGUCCACUUAUGGAGGCCUUUGCUGUAAUUACAGUCCUAAAUCAUUAGGGUUUUUUUGGAAAACACUUUGUGAAGUUUUAGAAAAAAAUUAAAAUGAUAUUCUCCAGCCUAGGUUGGUCCGUAUUGGGAAAAACUGUGCCCUCUGUCUUGAGUACUGCCCUUUGUCUACAGCCUUAAGCAAUACUCAAGACCUCAGGCAUAGUUUUUCCCAAUAUGGACCUCCCAGUUGGUGAAUGACAAACAUAUAUUUUAAUAUUAAAAGAAUGCUUUUGACCUAUUUGUUUACCAGUUAUUUGUUUACCAGUUACUGGGCACAUUGACACAAAUUGGCCACAUUGCUUCUAAAAGUUGAUUUACCCUUACUUUGUUUAUUAUGAAUAUUUUGUACAGUUUAUUUACUCUGUUCAUCAGGUUUGAUCAACAUGCUCGUAGAAGUUUAAAGCUGGACAGUUUUAUCCAGUGCUGUGUGAUGCUGCGAGGACUAACAGAUGCUUUCCGAGUCAGAGACACAACCAUGAAUGGCAGCAUCACCAUUAAUUAUGAAGACUUCAUGUGCAUGGUGUUGUUGAACAAGCCUUAAAUUUGUGUUUAAACUGGAUAAAGAAAAACAGUAUUGAAUUCCCCUUUCACAUCACACUUAUUGUUAAAUUGUAGACUCAACUGAGUACUUUUCAUCUUUGAAAAAUACAAACUACUGUAGGUGUUGCAUAUCUAAUUUUGACAGCUUUAAACAAAGCUUUUUAGAACUGUUGGUGGGCCAAAAAGGCUGACAUCUAUUGGCCACAUUAUCUCUUUAAAAACACCCUUCCUACUUUUUUUUGAGUGCAGUUAACCAUUUAUCCUGCAGAGUUUGGUUGGCAAAUUCAUCUGGAUUAGUCCUGAAUUGUUCAAAUUUUUAUAAACAUCACAAAAAUGAAAGUGUGGAAAGAAAGCCUUUUUUUCAAAUUGAAAAUUUGUUCCAAUCACAUUAGUAUGGACAAGGGCAAAAUGAAAUUGCUACUAAGGCCUUAUAAACCUCAUAAUUGUACAUACAUGAGAUGUAGCUAUAUAGGUGUAAAAUCUAUGUUAUGCUGUUCGUUUAUUUAGUCCAUAGAACUUUACCUGUAAAAGUUUACAAGUAGCUACUCAAGAAACCUCUUAACAGUGGAUGUUUAUGAGAUAAGCAGACAAAUACUUCCUUUUAAAAUUGGACAUCCACUCACAGUGUGGUUAGGUGAUUGCAAGUGCAGUUUUGAGUGUUUCAGUAUUUAUGACUCUUUGUUGUCUGAAAUGAAAUAAAACUCUCUGAUUACUUACUCAUGUCGUAAUCCAUUUUUUUAAUUAUUAAGUAUUUAAUUGGGAUGGCACUUGCUUAGGAUGACUGAAACAAACUUUAAAAAAAAAAAUGGAAAGAUAUUUUCCUGGGGAAAAACUGUCAAAUGAG
This is a messenger RNA of Pocillopora meandrina, 4373 nucleotides long. The record is from the annotation of a GenBank genome assembly. NCBI's taxonomy places the organism in Eukaryota, Metazoa, Cnidaria, Anthozoa, Scleractinia, Pocilloporidae.